UCCGACUAAGCAGAAGAUCAAAAAACGGAAAAGAGAAAAGCAAACGGGCACUUUCAAGAACAAUCCCCUCAACUCCAAGCCGACAGCAGUCUAGAAAUCCAAAGUCAGUGCCUACCGAAGACAAAGGCGUCCCGAGGGAGUGGCGGCGCGACCCCAGGGCGUGGGCCCCGCCGCGGAGCCCUCACGGCCGGCUGCCCCGACGGUCGCGGACCAUGUCUCCCGCCCCACGACCCUCCCGCAGGCUCCUGCUCCCCCUGCUCACGCUCGGCACCGCGCUCGCCUCCCUCGGUUCGGCCCAAAGCAGCAGCUUCAGCCCCGAAGCCUGGCUGCAGCAGUAUGGCUACCUGCCACCGGGGGACCUACGAACCCACACCCAGCGCUCACCCCAGUCACUCUCAGCUGCCAUCGCUGCCAUGCAGAGGUUCUACGGAUUGCGAGUGACAGGCAAGGCUGAUGCAGACACCAUGAAGGCCAUGAGACGCCCCCGAUGUGGUGUUCCAGACAAGUUUGGGGCUGAGAUCAAGGCCAAUGUUCGAAGGAAGCGCUAUGCCAUCCAGGGCCUCAAAUGGCAGCAUAAUGAGAUCACUUUCUGCAUCCAGAAUUACACUCCCAAGGUGGGCGAGUAUGCCACAUUCGAGGCCAUUCGCAAGGCAUUCCGCGUGUGGGAGAGCGCCACACCACUGCACUUCCGUGAGGUACCCUAUGCCUACAUCCGUGAGGGCCAUGAGAAGCAGGCCGACAUCAUGAUCUUCUUUGCCGAGGGCUUCCAUGGUGACAGCACGCCCUUUGAUGGUGAGGGUGGCUUCCUAGCCCACGCCUACUUCCCUGGCCCCAACAUUGGAGGGGAUACCCACUUUGACUCUGCCGAACCCUGGACUGUCCGGAAUGAGGAUCUCAAUGGGAAUGACAUCUUCCUGGUGGCUGUGCAUGAGCUGGGCCACGCCCUGGGCCUCGAGCAUUCCAAUGAUCCCUCAGCCAUCAUGGCACCCUUUUACCAAUGGAUGGACACAGAGAACUUCGUGUUGCCUGAUGAUGACCGCCGGGGCAUCCAGCAACUUUACGGGAGUAAGUCAGGAUUGCCCACCAAGAUGCCCCCUCAACCCAGGACUACCUCCAGGCCCUCUGUCCCUGAUAAGCCCAAAAACCCCACCUAUGGGCCCAACAUCUGUGAUGGGAACUUUGACACCGUGGCUGUGCUCCGAGGGGAGAUGUUUGUCUUCAAGGAGCGCUGGUUCUGGCGAGUGAGGAAUAACCAAGUGAUGGAUGGCUACCCAAUGCCCAUCGGCCAAUUCUGGCGGGGCCUACCAGCAUCCAUCAACACUGCCUAUGAGAGGAAGGAUGGCAAAUUUGUCUUCUUCAAAGGAGACAAGCACUGGGUGUUUGAUGAGGCCUCCCUGGAACCUGGCUACCCCAAGCACAUUAAGGAGCUGGGCCGAGGGCUGCCUACUGACAAAAUUGAUGCCGCUCUCUUCUGGAUGCCCAAUGGAAAGACCUACUUCUUCCGGGGAAACAAGUACUACCGUUUCAACGAAGAGCUCAGGGCAGUGGACAGCGAGUACCCCAAAAACAUCAAAGUUUGGGAAGGAAUCCCUGAGUCUCCCAGAGGGUCCUUCAUGGGCAGCGAUGAAGUCUUCACUUACUUCUACAAGGGGAACAAAUACUGGAAAUUCAACAACCAAAAGCUGAAGGUGGAGCCGGGCUACCCCAAGUCAGCCCUGCGGGACUGGAUGGGCUGCCCAUCGGGGGGCCGGCCGGAUGAGGGGACUGAGGAGGAGACGGAGGUGAUCAUCAUUGAGGUGGACGAGGAGGGCAGCGGGGCGGUGAGUGCGGCUGCCGUGGUGCUGCCCGUGCUGCUGCUGCUCCUGGUGCUGGCGGUGGGCCUUGCAGUCUUCUUCUUCAGACGCCAUGGGACCCCCAAGCGACUGCUCUACUGCCAGCGCUCCCUGCUGGACAAGGUCUGACCCCCACCGCCGGCCCGCCCACUCCUACCACAAGGACUUUGCCUCUGAAGGCCAGUGGCAGCAGGUGGUGGUGGGUGGGCUGCUCCACCCGUCCCAAGCCCCUCCCCCCAGCCUCCCUCUUUCUCUCUGUCCCCUGACUGGCCUCUCCCACCCUCACCCUGGCACUGCUUCUUCCCCUGAUUGGUCCUCUGAGGGCUGAGUGGGAAGGCAACCCCUUCUGGCCUCUGCCUCUCAGGGGGAACCCUUAGCUUGGUGUGUGUCCAGCCCCAUCUGAAUGUCUUGGGGGCUCUGCACUUGAAGGCAGGACCCUUGGACCUCGCUGGUAAAGGUCAAAUGGGGUCAUCUGCUCCUUUUCCAUCCCCUGGCAUACCUUAAACCUCUGAACUCUGACCUCAGGAGGCUCUGGGCACUCCCACCCUACAAGCCCCACAUGUACCCUGUUGGCAGCCUCCCACCACUCUUUCUGGCUAAAGGAAUCUAAUCUUGUUGUGGGGUGGAGACCCUGAGAAAGUGUGAGGGGAUGGGGACUGCCCAGCCACCGGAAGAGUUUUCCUUGAGAGGAAAACUCAGGGAGGGCCUUUGUUGCCAGGGCAGUCAAGUUCCUCCCCUCAAGGAUCUAGCUUUGCCCCACCUACCUGGAGAACUUCCAAGGAAGGAGCCUGAGCCAUUAGGACUAAACUGGGGUUGAAGAAACCCUUGGCAGCCCUACCCCUGUCAAGUGUUAACCUUGGAUGGGGAUUUCAAGGUUGGAAGAGCUGAAACCAGGGGAUGUAGCUACCAGGGUGGGGUGGGGCCAAGAUGAGAGACCCAGGUCAAGAGACCUGGGGGAGAGCCUGAAGGCCACAGAGAAAGAACCGUGCUCAAAUGUAGGCAGCUGGGGCUGGACCCAAGAGCAGAGUAGUCAGAGGAUGGGACCAAAAGGGGAAAUGAGGAAGUGCGGCAGCAAUGGACAGUUAGGGGCUGGGUCAGGCAGGCCAGCAGGGGCGCCACAGGGUGGGCUGUGGUACCCAGGGAUGGGCAUGUUUUAUUGGCACUCUCAGGAAGGGCCCUGAGGCAGGCACACUUACUCCUCUUUGGUCCCCUUCUCGCUGACCAGACAGCAUGAAGAGGAGGGGUGGGAAGUCCAGAGAAAGGAGCAGAGAGGGCACACGUACAGGGACUGGGGACCCGGGGUUUCCCAGAGGCCUGGCAGUGCACAGUCUUAGCCUGCCUCACCACCGCAAUGAGGGGCAGGUGCCUGGGCGUUUCUUGGUUAGGUUGUCCCCUCAAUUCUCUGAUGCCCACACCCCUCAGCCCACCUUACUGGUGUCCUGCCCUCCCUCUCCCCCACCCAGCCCAUCCAUUUGAAGUCUCCUUCA
Molecule: messenger RNA, 3319 nt
Organism: Cynocephalus volans (Philippine flying lemur)
Lineage: Eukaryota; Metazoa; Chordata; Mammalia; Dermoptera; Cynocephalidae
Gene: MMP14
Product: matrix metallopeptidase 14
Exons: 10
Coding region: 213-1961 (582 amino acids)
Biological process (GO): skeletal system development; collagen catabolic process; extracellular matrix organization
Cellular component (GO): extracellular matrix
Molecular function (GO): zinc ion binding; metalloendopeptidase activity
Source: RefSeq, a predicted model, not a curated record